CUCAUGUACACCUACUCACAACAUUUUCUUCACACCCAUACUCUGUAAACAAUACCAUAUCCCUCCCCAAGCCAUCUCCUCUUUCCUUCCCUUUGGACCGUUUCCACGAUAAAUCGCCAGCUGCGCACGCGACACAAACAGAAGAUCAUCUUCGCCGGCACAACUGACCGCUGAUUGCCACGACAGAGUCAAUAACGCUUUUCCCACUCUUACGCACGGAACGUCUUUUGUUCGCACCUUGCUCCAUAGGAUCCAGGACAGAGAUCACAGCAGUUCAUCCUCGGAUGUAGGAGCACAUAGUCAGUUUUGCGACAACGACCCUAAACUUUGGCCGUUCCAUCAGUCAUAGAAAGACAGUUUGCAAGCGGUCUAUCUGUUCAACCUGCUGCUCCGUUAACUUGUAGCGGUCAACAAUUACCGUUUGCGUUUGAGAACAUCAACAACAGUCCGCUUCUGACGAGCGGGUGUGGAUCAAUUCAGACUAUCGCAAAGCUUUAACUACUUUUGUUCCUUAAUCAGCAAACGCAAGAAAUUUCUUUGUCGGUCUUACAUUACUAUCCAGUUACGAAUACCAGGAUAGCAACACAGCUUUUUAAGCAGAAGGAAUAUUCAAACACCACGGAAUUCCGCCAUUUGCUCCUCUCUUCCCCCCUUUGCCCAAAACCCACGUUAGAUCUUGUCUUCGGGCUUUUAAAGCGCUAUAGCAACCGGAAUGAGGAUUAUCGUCUAAAGUGCCGAACACUUUGCGGAACAAAUCUCGAAAGCGCGGAAUAUUGAAGCCAUACGUGCGGAAAAUACCACAGAUAAAAACAUAGGGAAGGUGUCUUCUAUUUCUUUGUUAAAUCCUCUCCGAUCCUUCUCCAAUAAUGAACCCUUCCCCUGCCAAACGUCCUAGGACAUCUUCCCCCGAACCAGGUACACCUGUGUCUCAAGGACCUUUACGCCGUACAUCGCCUUCCCUUACUUUACCACCAAUACAAAGCGGAGCGCUACCUCCCAGCUACGGUGGACCAUCAACCUGGUCAUCAGCGUGGCGAGGAGCGUCUCGAGCUUCUCAAGGGGUUGAAGGGUCGCAAUCCCCGAAAAUGGAGGAGGACGAUCCCGAACCGAGCGGAACAACAGGUGGAGGUCCAAGUGGUGCUGCACCAGGAUCUUCUUCUAGCGUUGUGUUCACAAGGGAUGUUAAUCCUCGUGCUCCGAGAAGUAUGAUGGCUUGUGUCAGAUGUCGUCGUCAAAAAAUGAAAUGCGAUGGGCCCAGCAAGGUUCCUUGCAGAGGCUGUCGGCAGGCAGGGCAGCAAUGCGUCUUCGAACCCCGCUCGCGUCCCAAAUCCAUUUCUGUCAUUCCGUCCCGUCCUUAUUAUCCUGGAAGACCAGGGUCACCGGCAUCAUUUUACCCCUCUGGGCCUCAGCCAGCCCCACCAAUAACGUCUCGACCGAUGAAUCAAGAAUACGCCUUUCGGCCGACUAGUCGUGAGAUGCCUCCUCCCUCAGCAACCUCGGGAAUGAGCUCUUUUUAUCCCGGACAACUACACAGAAGAACACCUCCACCUCAAUCAGUGCCUUCAGCCGGCCCAUCGAGUGUCUAUUUCCAGCCUCCUCCGCCGCCACCCCAGGUUGUACACCCCCCACCAUUUACGGUACCAGUUCAACGGCCGCCACCUUCACCGUCUUCUUCAGAUGCACGGCUUCGGGCACUUGAGCGUACAAUCGAUUCCACGUUAAGACCGCUUGCAUGGGUUCCAAGCGCGCUAUCGUCUCUUCAACAAUCCGUGGCUGAGCUCCGGGCACAAGUUGCUCCACGUCGAGUACUUACAGUGUCUGACACAACUUGGGAACACUACCGUACCCGAGCCUGGCCUUUGACGCCAUGGUUGAUCGGUUUGAGAGACGGAGUCGGAUUGCCCGGGAUGGUAGUGGAUUUCCUGGGCCGAAGAGCGGAGGAAGUUGAGAAGAUGGCAGCCGGCCAGGGGAUGGGAAGUACGACGGGUUUGGAAGGGGAAGCGAGAAGAGAAGUUGGAAGAUUGAUUGGAGAAGGGAAGGAAUGGGGUAAAGAAGAGAUGAGAGCAUUGACUGUUCUUGCAACGUGGACAAACGAUACCAUCUAUGCGGGAUUGGCUGUGGCACAUGGUCGGAUGAUGGGUCUAGAUCGACAAAGAAGAACGCAUGACGAUUGGCGUGAAUGGAUUUAUAUAGUUAUAAUGGAUAACAUGUGCCAUAUUCCAGACUUUCUGAAGCCUAUCACGGACGAGGGGCUCUCCGCUGUGUGGAGAGAUCGCCUCGCUGAGCUGCCGUCGGCAGAGCCGGCCAUAAGGGAUAGGGAUGCAAAAUUGCUGGCAUGGCUUGAAUAUUCGGAGCUUCUCGCUGAUGUCUUCCGUUUUCGCAUGCCUCCAGCAUCGCGAGACCCCGAAUACCAAACUCCCUUGGAAGCGCGUGAAAAACGUCUUUUCGAUCCCUGGAGAGAGUUUGGGCGGCAAUGGGAAGGUUGGGCGAACGCCUUUGGUGCAAGAGCGGAUCCAAUUCUGUCGUUGCAUUACACUUACGCGGUCCUCUUCACUGUUUCACCUGUUUAUUUUGCCGAUGCAACUGCAUGGGAGGAACUCGCGGCGUCGCCUGACGGUCAACCACUGCUGGAAAAAGGACGAGAAGCAGCUAUUGGAGUGAUUCAAAGCAUUUGUUCUGCCGAAGUAGGCAGGACUUUGCCUUACUCGUUCGCUUUGUAUCGUCCCCUUCUAGGCCUUGCAGUCUUCCAUCUCAUCUCUCUUGCGGCGUCUCUCCCAACCAUAUCCACUGUUUCAUCCUCCAUGAACGCCAUCAAGAGGACUCUUCGUCAAGCAUACGACGUACUUAACGCUCAGGUACCUGACCGAGAAGCGCUUCCUGGGCCGAGCGCGGGUAUACCAGGAGUGGGGGCGGGAGUCGUCUUGCCAGGAGGUCUGUUGGCGGAGGUCGUAGAGAGUGGGAGAGUGGAUGUAGGUAAGAGAUGGAUAGGUAUGGAUGUUGGGAGAGAAGCCUGGAGAAGGAUAAUUGGAUGAUCUCCAGGCAACACUUGGACAGAGAAAAAAGAAAAAACACAUUUAAGGAGGUACACGAAUCAUGAUCAUACGACGGACCACACAUUGUUUUAACGACUUCUCAUUAAUCCAAUAUAAUUUUUUGACCUCUGAGAGAGGAAGGCCUUUUGAAAAGUAAUGGAAGUACAGAACUAGCGUAAUUUGACAGGUUAAUUCGUUCAUGUCCCUGGUUGAAUACCCAGCAUCGAAUAUACCACUUAGCAUAUGAAUCGUUUGGUCUCUU
Messenger RNA from Cryptococcus deneoformans JEC21, 3294 nucleotides. RefSeq lists its product as hypothetical. The coding region runs from base 867 to 3032 and encodes 721 amino acids. The record is from RefSeq and is a predicted model, not a curated record. Gene Ontology annotation, cellular component: nucleus. Gene Ontology annotation, biological process: regulation of DNA-templated transcription. The transcript is spliced from 10 exons. Lineage: Eukaryota; Fungi; Basidiomycota; Tremellomycetes; Tremellales; Cryptococcaceae. Gene Ontology annotation, molecular function: zinc ion binding; DNA-binding transcription factor activity, RNA polymerase II-specific; transcription cis-regulatory region binding.